Paraglomus brasilianum is the source of this 237-nucleotide messenger RNA. NCBI's taxonomy places the organism in Eukaryota, Fungi, Glomeromycota, Glomeromycetes, Paraglomerales, Paraglomeraceae. The record is from the annotation of a GenBank genome assembly.
CUACUUAAACGCAAUUGGUCGACAGAUACAUUGGAUGCUUCAGCACAUCAGAAAAAGAAAUUCGAUCCCUUGCUACAGGGCAGGAAACCCGAUUUCUUGAUAUUCACAUCAGUAAAAAACAAGAAAGAAUCCUUAUUUGUGACAGAAGUGAAAUCACCCAAGCAUUGUGCAGCAAAGUGCUUGCUUAGUGACAAAGUCAAAUUAGGAAACCAGAUGAAGGAUUCACUGGACAAGAUG